Messenger RNA from Rangifer tarandus platyrhynchus (Svalbard reindeer), 495 nucleotides. NCBI's taxonomy places the organism in Eukaryota, Metazoa, Chordata, Mammalia, Artiodactyla, Cervidae. The record is from the annotation of a GenBank genome assembly.
AUGCCCGCGUCCGGCACGCUGCGUGUCGUGCCCCGGGGCUCCCCGCGGCAGGUCGGCUUCGGUCCUGUUACGGAAUCCCGGAGGAGCGGGUGGUCUUCAUCUGAGAAGGGGGAGCGGGUUUCGAGGCCAGGCAGCCCCAGCACGCCCCCCGACCGCACGCGCGGACGGCGGGGCCACCACCCGCGUGGCCCGGCCUCCGCUGAGCCGGCGGGGCCACAGGCGGAUGGGAGCGCCGCCUCGCACCCGCGGCCUCUGCUUGCAGCCCGCCGCGGCCAACGGCCGCCUGCAUCUCCCGCCGGGGGCUGGAGGGACGAAGCGGAGCUCAAGCCCCCAUCCAAGGUCAUGAGGCUGCAGGUCUGUGGUGCCAGCCUCACCCACGGCCUCAUCAACGAGCCCGACUCUGGAUCCGACACAGAUCAGGGUCCUGCGCUUCUAAUCCGCACGCGAAGAGCAGCCGCCUGGCUGGUGCGCACUCCCAGGAUGGAGCAGAGCUAG